UGCGCCCCGCCCCUAGCGUCCUCCUCAGGGGCCUCGCGACACCAAGGUCGUGCGCAGGUCACCCUGGAAUUCGUAGUUCACCUUUCCCUCGUUUCACCAGGUUCUCUCUAGCAGAGACUCUAUCUCCCGGCGUCCAUCGCGGCGCCCGACCCUUGGCGCUUGCGCGUUGCCCUCUUUUCCACCCUCUUCAAUUUCCACUCCCCCCUCCCCACUUCGCCUGCCGCGAUCCGGUCCGCGGCCUGUGCUGUAGCGGUCGCCGCCGUUCCUUGGAAGCAGCAACUCCCUUCCCCCACCCCGGUCCUGGCCCCAGUCAAGCCGCCGACGUGAAGAUGAGCAGCUCAGAGGAGGUGUCCUGGAUUUCCUGGUUCUGUGGACUCCGUGGCAAUGAAUUCUUCUGUGAAGUGGAUGAAGACUACAUCCAGGACAAAUUCAAUCUCACUGGACUCAAUGAGCAGGUGCCUCACUAUCGACAAGCUCUAGACAUGAUCUUGGACCUGGAGCCUGAUGAAGAGCUGGAAGACAACCCCAACCAGAGUGACCUGAUUGAACAGGCAGCCGAGAUGCUUUAUGGAUUGAUCCACGCCCGCUAUAUCCUCACCAACCGUGGCAUCGCCCAGAUGUUGGAAAAAUACCAGCAGGGAGACUUUGGCUACUGUCCCCGUGUGUACUGUGAGAACCAGCCAAUGCUCCCCAUCGGCCUUUCAGACAUCCCAGGUGAGGCCAUGGUGAAGCUCUACUGCCCCAAGUGCAUGGACGUGUACACACCCAAGUCAUCGAGGCACCACCACACGGACGGCGCCUACUUCGGCACUGGCUUCCCUCACAUGCUCUUCAUGGUACACCCAGAGUACCGGCCCAAACGGCCCGCCAACCAGUUUGUGCCCAGGCUCUACGGUUUCAAGAUCCAUCCGAUGGCCUACCAGCUGCAGCUCCAAGCCGCCAGCAACUUCAAGAGCCCGGUCAAGACGAUUCGCUGAUCCCCCACCCCAUCUGUCCCUGAGUGUCCGCAGUCUUUGACACCUCCAUUCCUUUGCUGCCACCCUUUCAAGAACUCUCCAUGGUUUUUAGUUUAAAUUAAAGGAGUCAUUAUUGUGGUGGGAAUAUAAAAUAAAAUGAAAGAAAAGGCCAUG
Messenger RNA from Hipposideros armiger (great roundleaf bat), 1130 nucleotides. RefSeq names its product casein kinase 2 beta (gene CSNK2B). NCBI's taxonomy places the organism in Eukaryota, Metazoa, Chordata, Mammalia, Chiroptera, Hipposideridae. Gene Ontology annotation, cellular component: cytoplasm; protein kinase CK2 complex. The transcript is spliced from 7 exons. The record is from RefSeq and is a predicted model, not a curated record. Gene Ontology annotation, molecular function: protein kinase regulator activity. Bases 330 to 977 code for a protein of 215 amino acids.